CUCAACAUUUUUUUUUGCGGUUCGAAGCAUUUUGAUAUUUAAUAUGUUGGACAAAGACCAAAUACGAAAUCCGGCACCAAAUUUUAACCGUUUAUUUAGUCGUAGGAGUAGCACUAUCAGGCUCACACUUGUUACUUUAUUCAUAGGCACAAUAAUAUGGAUCAUGAUCUUAAAACCUUUAGCUGAAUCUGAUACUUUAACUAGUGAUACAGCGAAAAUUAAAAAAGAAUCUACACAACCAACAUGGCAAAUAGACUUGAAGAAAACAAUUGAUGAACGAUUUAGUGUAUAUAAAAAGGAACAAUUUGAAGAAGUAGCUUUAAAAAAGAAUAGGAUGAUUCCAGUAACAGCAGUAUUGUUAAAUUGGAAAAGAAUGGAGGCUCUGCAAACAGCAGUUAAUUAUAUUUCAAAAUAUCCAUUUAUAAAAGAAAUUCUUGUAUGGAAUAAUAAUAAUAAAACUAGGAUUUAUUCUAAGGAUUUUAAGCUUAAUAAUAGUGAUGUUGAAUUAAAUGUUUUUAAUUCUGAAGAAAAUCUUCAUGAUCUUUCAAAAUAUACAACUUGUUCAAUGGCAAAAUAUGAUUAUUGUUAUUUUCAAGAUGAUGAUUGGUUAAAUUUAUACAUGGAUAGUUUAUAUACAAAUUUCCUUGAAAAUCCAAAUUUAAUUCACUCAAAUUCAAUGCCAGUUAUCUAUUUAGAAAGCAGAAGAUGGAUGUUUGCAAACGCAGAUAAAAAUCUUCAUACAGGAUUUACAUGGCUUGGAUGUGGUUCUUUUGUAUCACGGGCAAAAGUUCAAAGAUUUUUAGGGCAACUUGGUUCAAUUUCCUUAAUUAAAGAUAGGUUAAAGCUUGCAGAUAGGUAUUUUUCUUUAUGGACUAAUCAAUAUCCAUAUCAGUUAUCAAAUCCAUUAACACCUUUAGAUCAAAAGGAUGGAUGGGGUGUGGAUCAAUGGAAUAUGGUCUACAAUAAUAUUUUAGAUGCAACUCAAAAGUUAUAUACAGCAUUAGCUGUAAAAUCGAAUUCUGAAUUUUUCGCUCGUGAAGAAGAGAAACCUUAUUAUAAUGACAGAAUUAUCAGGGCUCCAUGUUUAAAUGAUAAAUGCCUUUUUCUGACGAAUAUUGAUCCAUUUCCUCAUCCAUCUCGUGUUUAUUAUGCAAAUAAUAUUACACAUGUUCGUGAUCAGGAAUCAAAAUUUAAUAAAUUAGAUUUCCCUAGUAAAUUUUUUUGGAAUAAUUAUGCAUAUCAUUAUGCUGUUGAUUCUGAUGAAAAAACAUGCUGGAAUUCAUUUAAAAUUCCAAAGAUUGGUGAUUACUUUGGAUUACAGUUUAUUGAACCUAGAUUUCCAAAAAAGAUUACGGUUAUAUCAUCAAGAGAUUUUGAUGCGUCUUUUUAUAUUCGAGUUUCUUCAGGCGGAAAUAGAUGGCGGACAUGUAAUAUAACUAGUUCCAAUAAUACCGAUCACAAAAAUAGAAAUACAUUUGAAUUUGAUUGUUCGAAUACUGUUAAAAAUAGACAACUUAUUAGAUUUAUAAGGAUUGAAGCUUCAAGGGAUUUUCUUGAACCAUUUGAAAUUUGUUCUUUAAUUUUAGAUGAAUUAAAUGUAUAAUAAGUAAUAAUAUUAUAUUUAUAAAAUUAAUGUUAUAUAUUCACAGAUCCUGUAUACAUACACUUUGAUAGUUUAGAUAAUAA
Messenger RNA from Rhizophagus irregularis DAOM 181602=DAOM 197198, 1686 nucleotides. RefSeq lists its product as uncharacterized. The record is from RefSeq and is a predicted model, not a curated record. Lineage: Eukaryota; Fungi; Glomeromycota; Glomeromycetes; Glomerales; Glomeraceae.